GCUCCAGAGAUAAACAAGCUGUCUUGCUUAAGGUGUUUUGAUCACAGUUUUUUUUUUUCUUUAACAGAUUCUUCUGUUGAAUAAGGACUGUGGAGACCCACAACUAAAGCCACCAGCUGUUAUAAUGCAGCAUGAGGAGCUGUCAGCCAGAGAGGAGUUCACCUACAGCCACAUGCCCACUCUGGAGAGAGGGGGUGGGACGCUGGGACGCCGAGGCGAGAGACGGCCGGACAGGGCUGAGCGGGACAGCUUCACGGUGGAUGUGAGAGCCAGUGACCUACAGCUGUCCCAGCCAGAGCCUCUGAGACACCCCUGCUUCAGCUGCAGGGCCUGGCUGUACAGUGUCCUCAUAGGGGGGAGUCUGCUCAUCACAUCUGGUUUCUCUCUGUACCUGGGAAAUGUGUUUCCUGUUGCCAUGGACUACCUGCGCUGUGCUGCAGGCUCUGGCAUCCCUGCAGCAAUAGCUAGCUUUGCUAUAGCCAAGAAAAGGCACGUUGCAGUGUCAGAUUUCCAGGUUGUCUAUGUGUCAACAUUCGCUGUGACAACAACCUGCCUGGUUUGGUUUGGCUGUAAACUGAUCUUGAACCCCUCUGCUGUCAAUAUCAACUUUAACCUCAUCCUGAUGAUUUUGCUGGAGGUGUUGAUGGCCGGCACCGUCAUCCUGUCAGCUCGCUCUGCAGAUGACUGCUGCUGCCGCAGGAAGCCUGGAUCAUGUCACAGAUCUGCGUUGAUCAAACCUCCAAUCUUCCCCACUCGGCUCCUCAAGGCAUAUUCUGUAAUCGAAGUAAUUGUGGGAAUCUCAGCUGUAUUUGGAGGCAUCAUAGCACUCAACAUGGACGCCUUGCUGCCUGGUCCCUACUUGUCCGUUACAUUUUUCUGGAUCCUCGUGGCCUGUUUUCCAAGUGCUAUUGCCAGUCAUGUAGUGUCAGAAUACCCCAACAAAUGCCUGGUGGAGGUGUUGAUUGCCAUCAGCAGUGUGACAUCUCCCUUGCUCUUUUCAGCCUCUGGCUUCCUCUCUUGCAGCGUGAUCAACUUUAUUGAGAUUUUCCUUUACGACGUGCCUACAGCCAAGCAAUCCUAUGACAUCCUGCUGCUGAUUCUGAUGGUGCUGCUGCUGGUGCAGGCAGUCCUGACUGCAGCCACUGUGGUGCACUGUGCCACAUACAAGAGUCAGCUCCGCAUGAGGGCUCCAGAGUGCGAUGACGGCAUGCAAGCCACAGCUUAUCACAGUGAGCUCCAUCAGCAGCAGACACCCAAUGGGACGCUGCAGGAUUUUGACAAAGACCGAGCCUGGAAGGCAGUUGUGGUCCAAAUGGCCCAUUAAGAAGUUUCAUCUGGGGUGAAAAAAAAAGAAAUAAA
Nematolebias whitei (Rio pearlfish) is the source of this 1359-nucleotide messenger RNA. RefSeq names its product modulator of VRAC current 1 (gene mlc1). Lineage: Eukaryota; Metazoa; Chordata; Actinopteri; Cyprinodontiformes; Rivulidae. The transcript has 12 exons. Gene Ontology annotation, biological process: regulation of response to osmotic stress. The record is from RefSeq and is a predicted model, not a curated record. Gene Ontology annotation, cellular component: plasma membrane; endoplasmic reticulum; cytoplasmic vesicle. The coding region runs from base 125 to 1324 and encodes 399 amino acids.